AUGGCCGAAUCCAUAAUCACCUCGGUCACCAACCAGGCGGCCUACGCCCGGCCCCACGGCGACUCCUCCAGUGACUUUCUGCCGUCGCAGAUAGCGCUGAAUGUGCGCGGCCGCCGCUUUGUCAUCGACCGCGAGACGCUCAGCCACCUGCCCGACUCGCUGCUCAACACGAUGUUCCCGAACGGCCUGGCGCAUAUCGGCCGCUCGUAUGGCGGCUACGGCUACGGCUCCUCGGACUACGCCUACUACCGCGGGGGAGGCGACGCCGGCGAGCAGACGUGGGUCGACUUUGACCCCGACAUGCUCGAGUACAUGCUGCACGCAUACAGCGACACGCUCGAGUUCGACCUGCUGGCCCUCAACCGCACCUCUCAGGGCGGCGCCGCCGCCCGCGGAAUGGCGCACGUCGAGACGCCCGUCGUCUACUACGACCGCAACCCGCUGGUGGUGCUGCGUGAGGAGCUGGACUACUUUGUUGUGCCAUCGUCUGGCCGCACCAGAGGCGACGUCAGCGAUGUCCCCGGAUUCACGCUGGACAUGGCCAAGACCCGCUGCGGCGAGCUGCUGGCCGAGGACGACAGCGUCUUCGAGCCACUCGAGCGGACCAUGCAGCGCAACCUGGAGAAAUGGCGUUCUGCCACCGUCAUCGAGCAGCAGCUCAUCGACAUGCUCUGCCUCGCCGGCUUCCCGCGCGACGCCAGAUGGGGCUGCCGCCGCGUCGAGCCCUCAAAGACCGCCGUCACCAGCCUCCUCACCGUUCCGCUCGACGAGUCGGCCGACCAGGCACGCAUGAUCGCCGCGCAGAAGCUGCUUCUGUUCUACAAGAAGCCCGCACGCAAGUGCUGGUGGGAGGGCGAGGACGUCAAUGCUGGCGACAACGAGCACAAGAUCGACCUCAAACUGUGGUGCAGGCGCACCUGGACACUUGAGCUGGUUCUCAUCUAG
Molecule: messenger RNA, 945 nt
Organism: Kickxella alabastrina
Lineage: Eukaryota; Fungi; Kickxellomycota; Kickxellomycetes; Kickxellales; Kickxellaceae
Exons: 3
Coding region: 1-945 (314 amino acids)
Source: RefSeq, a predicted model, not a curated record